AAAGGAAGGAGGGAACUUUAGCUCCUGGUGAUUGGUGCCCUGUGAGGCCAAUCCCAUCAGCAUGGUGUCCAAGCUCAGCCAGCUGACGAGCCUGCUGUCCUCUAUCGAAGACAAGGUCAAGGCCUUGCUGCACGACGGUCCCGAGUCUUCCCACCGGCGUUCCCUCAUCCCUCCUGUCACCUUUGAGGUGAAGUCGGAGUCUCUGGGCAUCCCUCAGAAAAUGCAGCUCAAAGUCGACGUCGAGUCUGGGAAACUGAUCGUUAAGAAGUCCAAGGAUGGUUCCGAGGACAAGUUCUACAGCCACAAGAAAAUCCUGCAGCUCAUCAAGUCACAGAAGUUUCUAAACAAGCUGGUAAUUUUGGUGGAAACAGAGAAGGAGAAGAUCCUGAGGAAGGAAUAUGUUUUUGCUGACUCUAAAAGCUCGCGUAACGCCCCCCCUCCCAAGAAGAUCACGUCCUGGUUUCUCUCCAAGGGGCAGGGAAAGACGCGGGACGACUCUGCCGACUACAUUCCCCACGACAUUUACGUGAUCGGCACCCAGGAGGACCCCCUGGGUGAGAAGGAGUGGCUGGAGAUCCUCAGACAGUCCCUGCAAGAAAUCACCAGUGUGACUUUUAAAACAGUGGCCAUCCACACGCUCUGGAACAUCCGCAUGGUGGUGCUGGCCAAGCCAGAGCACGAGAACCGCAUCAGCCACAUCUGCACGGACACCGUGAAGACGGGCAUCGCAAACACGCUGGGGAACAAAGGAGCUGUGGGGGUGUCCUUCAUGUUCAACGGAACCUCCUUGGGGUUUGUGAACAGCCACUUGACUUCAGGAAGUGAAAAGAAACUCAGGCGAAACCAAAACUAUAUGAACAUUCUCCGGUUCCUGGCCCUGGGAGACAAGAAACUGAGUCCCUUCAACAUCACUCACCGCUUCACUCACCUCUUCUGGCUGGGAGAUCUCAACUACCGCGUGGAUCUGCCCACCUGGGAGGCAGAAACCAUCAUCCAGAAGAUCAAGCAGCAGCAGUACGCGGAUCUCCUGUCCCACGACCAGCUGCUCACAGAGAGGAAGGAGCAGAAGGUUUUCCUGCACUUUGAGGAGGAAGAAAUCACGUUUGCACCGACCUACCGUUUUGAGAGACUGACUCGGGACAAAUACGCCUACACUAAGCAGAAAGCAACGGGGAUGAAGUACAACUUGCCCUCCUGGUGCGACCGGGUCCUCUGGAAGUCGUAUCCCCUGGUGCACGUGGUGUGUCAGUCCUAUGGAAGUACCAGCGACAUCAUGACGAGUGACCACAGCCCUGUGUUUGCCACGUUUGAGGCAGGGGUUACUUCCCAGUUUGUCUCCAAGAAUGGUCCCGGGACUGUGGACAGCCAAGGGCAGAUCGAGUUUCUCAGGUGCUACGCCACACUGAAGACCAAGUCCCAGACCAAAUUCUACCUGGAGUUCCACUCGAGCUGCUUGGAGAGUUUUGUCAAGAGUCAGGAAGGAGAGAAUGAAGAAGGAAGUGAGGGGGAGCUGGUGGUGAAGUUUGGCGAGACCCUUCCAAAGCUGAAGCCCAUCAUCUCAGACCCUGAGUACCUGCUGGACCAGCACAUCCUAAUUAGCAUUAAGUCCUCUGACAGCGAUGAAUCCUACGGCGAGGGCUGCAUUGCCCUCCGGCUGGAAGCCACAGAGACCCAGCUGCCCAUCCACACGCCGCUCACCCACCAUGGAGAGAUGACCGGCCACUUCCGGGGGGAGAUCAAGCUGCAGACCUCGCAGGGCAAAAAGAGGGAGAAGCUCUAUGACUUUGUGAAGACAGAGCGGGACGAGGCCAGCGGGCAGAAGUCCCUGAGGAGCCUCACCAGCCACGACCCCAUGAAGCAGUGGGAACCCGCGGGCAGGGCCCCUCCAUGCGGCGGCUCCAGCAUCACAGAAAUCAUGAACCCCAACUACAUGGGGGUGGGGCCCUUUGGGCAGCCGACGUCCCUGCACGGGAAGCAGAUCCUGUCCCCCGACCAGCAGCCCACAGCCUGGAGCUAUGACCAGCCACCCAAGGACUCCUCCCUGGGGCCGGGAAGGGGAGACAACCCUCCAACACCUCCCUGCCAGCCGCCCCUGUCACCCAAGAAGUUUUCGUCCUCAACGGCAAACCGGGGGCCCUGCCUCAGGACACAGGAGUCAAGGCCCGGCGACCUGGGGAAGAGCGGAGCGGAAGCGCUGCUGCCGGAGGACCUGCCGCUGACGAAGCCAGAGAUGUUCGAGAACCCGCUGUACGGGUCCGUGAGCUCCUUCCCUAAGCCGGCGCCCAGGAAGGAGCAGGAAUCGCCCAAAAUGCUGCGGAAGGAGCCCCCGCCCUGCCCGGACCUGGGGCUCUUGUCUCCCAGCGUCGCGCUCACCAAAGCCCAGGAGGCCGAGCGCAGCGAGGGGACAGGCAAGCAGGUGCCGGCGCCCCGACUGCGCUCCUUCACCUGCUCGGCCCCCGCUGAGGGCAGGGCGGCCACUGGGGACAAGAGCCAAGGGAAGCCGAAGGCCCCAGCCGGCUCCCAGGCCCCAGUACCGGCCAAGAGGCCCAUCAAGCCUUCCAGGUCGGAAAUGAGCCAGCAGACGCCACCGGCCCCGACGCGGCCUCCCCUGCCCAUCAAGAGCCCAGCCGUCCUGCACCUGCAGCACUCCAAGGGCCGCGACUACCGCGACAACAGCGAGCUCCCGCACCACGGCAAGCACCGGACGGAGGAGGGGCCGCUCAGCAGGACGGCCGCACAGUGAAGCCCUUGGUGAGCUGCUGGCGAGUCGGGAGCCCAGAGGAGCAGUGCGAAGGCCCUCGGACCCUGGCCGGGCCCUCUGGCUGGCUCCUCCCACCAGCUUCCUACGCAAGGCUUUGUGUUUUUCAGCAAAGGGCCCGGCUUCCGUGUGGUCCAAGGAGCGCGCUGCCUGCAAAACUUGGCAUCAGAUGCCAAGGUUUAGAAGGACUAUGUGCACCAGACAGGCAACAGCCCACCCGGGUCCCCAGCUUGACCUUGGUACUUGGGACCCCAGUGCCUUGUUUGGGUCGCCAUUUUGAAGAAAAGAACUGAAGAGCUGAUUUGAAGGUGGAGAUAUAAAUAAUAAUAAUAUUAAUAAUAAUACUGGCCACAUGGAUCGAGCUCUCACCAUGUGCCAAGUGCCGUGCUAAGUGCUUUAUGAACAUUGCGUCAGGACGACCUCGGGAGUGGAGUCUCCAGCCAACUAAAACCACGUGCCCAAACCCAACGGUUCAAGACAGCAUGUGUCCGAGGGGUUUGGACAAAGCAUUAAGAAGGCCAGCGCCCACCUGGAGCCAGACAAGAGUACAAAGAUUCUGUCCUAUCCAGCGUC
Propithecus coquereli (Coquerel's sifaka) is the source of this 3331-nucleotide messenger RNA. It is a transcript of the gene INPP5D, whose product is annotated as inositol polyphosphate-5-phosphatase, 145kDa. The record is from RefSeq and is a predicted model, not a curated record. Lineage: Eukaryota; Metazoa; Chordata; Mammalia; Primates; Indriidae. Gene Ontology annotation, molecular function: phosphatase activity. Gene Ontology annotation, biological process: phosphatidylinositol dephosphorylation. The coding region runs from base 62 to 2743 and encodes 893 amino acids. The transcript is spliced from 22 exons.